Messenger RNA from Pocillopora verrucosa, 745 nucleotides. Its product is annotated as universal stress protein Slr1101-like. Lineage: Eukaryota; Metazoa; Cnidaria; Anthozoa; Scleractinia; Pocilloporidae. The record is from RefSeq and is a predicted model, not a curated record.
CCAAGCCCUCAUUCAGCCCACCCUCAAUUAAUCUUCAUCUGACCCCUUACAUGAGACUGACCUUGCGAUACGUCUUCGUUGUGACAUGGCAAAUCCUGAAAGGAUAAUCGGUAUUCCUGUGGAUGCAAGUGACCACAGUGAAAAAGCUUGUGACUGGUAUUUAAAAAACAUGAAGCAAGCCAAUGAUGUUGUUGUUAUCAUCCAUGUGAGUGAAAUGACUCAUUCUGGCUCCAUUGAAACGAUUACAAAAGAAGACUGGGAACAACGUGUCAAAGAUCACACAGAGAAAGUGAAAGAAAUUGAAGAAAAAUACAACACAAAGUUGACUAAAGCAGAGGUUGGAUUUGAGGUUAAGCUCUGUGGUGGUAAACCUGGUGAGGCUAUUUGCUCCAUAAUUAAGGAACGUGGCAUUGAUCUUGUCAUCAUGGGAAGCCGUGGAAUGGGUGCCAUAAGACGCACCUUUGUAGGAAGUGUCAGUGAUUAUGUCCUUCAUCAUGCACAUGUACCUGUCAUCAUUUGCCCCAAGCAUUGAUGUUCAUUACUUCCUUGAUUUACUCAUUGCAUGCUUUAAGCAUCAAUUUUGAAAUAAAAUUGAGUGAUUUGCAAGCUUCCAUACUGUAACAGUAGGUAGUCAUGAUGAGUUCAAUUUUUCAAUGAGAUAUAUAGCAUAUUUUAAAAUAUUCUCUGAUUUUGGUAAGAGUGUCAUAGCAGAGAUCUUCAAUUUCUUUAAUAAAGAUAACAGUUC